AUGAGCCCACAAACCCGACGACAGGCCGCAAAGGCCCAAAACCCUUCCUCUGAUUCCGAGCCUGAAGUCAGAUCCAACGGUAACGGGUCUGCCAACGGCGUCGCGGAUGCUUCGGACGAUGCCCCUCGCGAGAACAUCUUCCUUUUCAUCCCCAACAUUAUUGGCUACGCGCGCAUCGUCCUUGCUAUCGCGUCACUCUACUACAUGCCCCUCCAUCCUCGUACUUGCUCGUUUCUCUACAGCGUCUCAUGUCUCCUCGAUGCCCUCGAUGGCUACGCCGCGCGUAUCUACGAACAGUCCACUCGCUUUGGCGCUGUUCUUGAUAUGGUCACAGAUCGCUGUACUACAGCCUGUCUUAUUGUCUUCCUCUCCUCCGCCUUCCCUCGAUGGGCCAUUGUUUUCCAGGGCUUGAUUGCUCUUGACCUUGCCAGCCAUUACAUGCAUAUGUAUGCUACCCUUGUUGUCUCAGGCACCAACGCCAGCCACAAAAGCAUUGACGAGAGCAAGAACUGGCUAUUGCGCCUCUACUACACCAACAAGAAUGUCCUUUUUGCCCUUUGCGCCCUCAACGAGCUCUUCUUCAUCGCUCUCUACCUCCUGUGCUUCUCGUCUCCUCUUGUCUCGCCCUACCUCAUCAAGCCCAUCCAGACUGUCGGUGCUGAGCUUCAGGCUGGUGCUCAAGUCAACACUUCGAUCCUCGCCCAGAUUUUCCCUGACCCCUUCAGCCCUGCUGCUCUCGAGCUUGCACGUGCGAACAAGAUGGAUUCUACAGUACCUUGGAUAAUUGCCGGUGUUAGCUUUCCAUUUAUGUUCCUCAAGCAGUUCAUCAACUGCGUUCAGCUUUACAAUGCCAGCUUGGGCCUCGCCGAGAUCGAUCUCAAGACUCGCCGAGAGCAGGGUCUCCCUCGUCCCAAGCCCAAGCAAGCUUAA
This is a messenger RNA of Fusarium proliferatum ET1, 930 nucleotides long. RefSeq lists its product as uncharacterized. Gene Ontology annotation, cellular component: Golgi apparatus; membrane. The transcript has 3 exons. The record is from RefSeq and is a predicted model, not a curated record. Gene Ontology annotation, molecular function: CDP-diacylglycerol-inositol 3-phosphatidyltransferase activity. Gene Ontology annotation, biological process: phosphatidylinositol biosynthetic process. The coding region runs from base 1 to 930 and encodes 309 amino acids. NCBI's taxonomy places the organism in Eukaryota, Fungi, Ascomycota, Sordariomycetes, Hypocreales, Nectriaceae.